AAAAAUUGAAACCACUCGCCCUUAACCAGUAGCGCCUUCACCGAACCCAACCCAAAUAUAAGCGCUCACCUACUCACUAACCGUAGCAGUGUAGACGAAGAGAGAGCCGAUCAGAGUGAAAAGGCCUUCAAACCCAGAUGGCCGAACCAAGCAACAAGGGUGGUUACAAUUUGAGAAAGAGAAGGAAAACAUGUGGUUUGGUGGAUAGAAUCAGUGGAAUGCCGGAUGAAAUUGUAGUGAGUAUAUUGUCUUUCUUGCCGCUGAGGGAAGCACAGGCUACUUGUAUCUUGUCUAGGAGAUGGCAUUAUGUGUGGGCGUCUCUCAUGACUCUCAACUUUGACACCAAGAAAAGGUUGAGCACCUUGAAGGGUCUGAAGCCGAAAGAACGAGACCAGGGCCUUAUCAAGAGGUAUGCUAAGUGGGUCAACAGCGUGGUUGAACAGCAUAGAGCCCCAUGCAUUGACCAGUUCCGUGUUUCGUUUUAUCUAGACAAGAGUUUUUCGAGUUCUAUUGAUAAGUGGGUUGAGUUUGCGCUGAAAAAGGGUGUUCAAAUGCUGGAGCUGAAUUUGUUAGAAUAUGUCUAUUAUUGCAAGAUCAAACCGGGAUAUCCUUUUCCCCAGCAACUUUUGGGUCUCAACAGAGAAGGUGAAGAGUCUGCUUGGAAGCACCUGUGUCGUGAUGGUCCAAGUCGUCAACCCUGCGUGUGCGUUGGCUUUAAGUCACUCAGAGUUCUUACCUUGGAAUGUGUUGACAUCUCUGGAGAGGUUCUCGAGUACUUUUUGCGCAGUUGUCCGGUUCUGGAAAGGGUUUCGGUGUAUGGCUCCUCAACGUUGGUUUAUCUACGAGUUGUCGGUCCAUCAAUUGCAUUGAAGCACUUAGUGAUACAAAGAUGUAGCAACGUCGUAGGCAUUGAGAUAGUUGAUGCAGAUGUCAUUUCAUUUACUUAUGAUGGUGGGGAGGGAAUACAUUUGCGUCUUGAGAAUGUACCACAUCUUGUUGAGGUAUCCAUUUAUGAGCACCGUGAAUAUUACUCUUUUUUAAGCAUUGAUGUUCUCUUUGCCAGCCUUUCCUCCUGUGUUUCUCAGCUGGAGAUUCUGAAAAUGAAUAAUACGAUACUGUACUACAGGGAGAGUUAUAUGGUUCCCAUGUUACCAAAUCUCAAGCUUUUGGGAUUAUCCUUUAAAGAUGAUGAGGCACUAAUGCAAUUGGCUUCCUUCUUGAAAUCAUCUCCUUGCGUUGAAAGGCUUGUGAUACAUUUGCACUACUCAAUAUCAAAUCGAAAAAAAUGCCACUUUAAGAAUAAGAAAGCUGCCAAAUGCUCCCAUGCAGAUCUCAAGGCCGUGAAAUUGGUAGGUUAUGAUGGCAGCACGCGCGAAGAUGAAAUUGUCAAGUACUUGACAAAAACUGCGAUCAACUUGGAACAAAUUGUUAUCGAUCCUGCCCGGAAUUGGCUUUAUAGAAUUCCAAAAAGGAAGGAUGCAAUGAGAAGAGAAGAACAAGUAAGAGCUCAUUUUCGGCAGCUCAAAGUGCCUUCAAAUAUAGACUUUGUAUGCUUGUAAGGAGUUUUGAUUGUAAAGAUUUGCUUUUACUGAUGUGUAUAUAAGUUCAGUUUGAUUUUACGUUACUAGGAUUCAGAAAUAUGAACAAGAAAUAGCAUAUUAGACAAAUAUGUUAAUAUAAUAUCUACCAAGAAUUUAGUUUCAUCAUAUGUUUGUUAGAUACAUUCCAGCUAUUAAUUGGUGACCAACUACUUGGCACUUUUUUAGUUUC
Molecule: messenger RNA, 1770 nt
Organism: Rosa rugosa (rugosa rose)
Lineage: Eukaryota; Viridiplantae; Streptophyta; Magnoliopsida; Rosales; Rosaceae
Product: F-box/LRR-repeat protein At3g26922-like
Exons: 4
Coding region: 138-1559 (473 amino acids)
Molecular function (GO): protein binding
Source: RefSeq, a predicted model, not a curated record